Messenger RNA from Nicotiana tabacum (common tobacco), 844 nucleotides. Its product is annotated as GATA transcription factor 17. Gene Ontology annotation, biological process: regulation of DNA-templated transcription. The record is from RefSeq and is a predicted model, not a curated record. Lineage: Eukaryota; Viridiplantae; Streptophyta; Magnoliopsida; Solanales; Solanaceae. Gene Ontology annotation, molecular function: zinc ion binding; sequence-specific DNA binding.
CUUCACCCCCCACACCCCUGCUUCUCCCACCACCUUCCCUCUGAUCCUCCUUACUCUCCCGCAUUAUCAAAAAAUUUGGCUGUUUUCUCCAAUUCUUCCCAUUCCCAUUUUCUUCGUUAGUUCAUGGAUCCAACGCAAAAGGAAGAUUCUUUGGCCGAUGAGACAACUGAGAGUGCUAAAUCUUGCACUGAUUGUAAAACUACAAAGACACCCUUGUGGAGAGUUGGCCCUUAUGGGCCUAAGUCACUGUGUAAUGCUUGUGGGAUCAAAUACAGAAAGAAAAAGGGUACCCCAUCUGGAUUUGGCAAAGACCCAGAUAAGAAGAAGAAAGAGACAGACAGUUCUAACAGUAGUACGGACAAAUUAGCUCAUAGCCAAAAGGAGAAAAUUGGAAAUGAUGGGAAGCUAAGCAAAGGAUUGAAGGUGAGAUUUAUGAUGUUAGGGAAAGAAGUGGUGAUAUUACAGAGGCAGAGAUCUUCAAUGAAGAAGAAGCCAACAAUUCAUAGGAAAUUUGGUGAAGUUGAAAGAGCUGCUCUUCUUUUGAUGGCUCUGUCUUGUGGCUCUGUUUUUGCCUAAAGUCAGCACCUAUUAGUUAGUACUAAUUACUAAACCCUAACCUCUUAUUAAAGUAGAUAAACCCUUGUUUUUUUAAGCUUAGUCAAAGCUUUUAGGGGUACUAUAAAAAAUAUUCCAGAUGGAUUAACAGAAAAAAGAAUCUGGUUGUAGAGCCUUUUUAAAGAAAUGGCUUGAUUUUGGUAGCUUAGGAAAAGGAAAGGAAGAAAGUGAAAUUGUACAUAUAUGAUGGUGCUGAUGAUCUAAUAUGCCUUUUUGAGUUUUCAUUUUA